AUUUGCCUUCUGCUCAGGACAAAGCUGAAGGCAGUUUCGUGUCUACUGCAACUGCUGCUCUGCAAAGACAUAGCUGCAACCAAGACUUAGAGGAUGGAGCAAGAGUGGGUGAAUGAGGAGAGGGGGGACGAAGGCCUCAUUGAGUUCUACAGCUCCUUCAAAGACAUGUUUGAGUUCUUCUGCAAGAACACCACCAUCCACGGGACUAUCCGCCUAGUGUGCUCAAGCAGCAACCGGAUGAAGACGGCUUUCUGGACCCUGCUCUUCCUCGCCAGCUUCGGGAUGCUCUAUUGGCAGUUUGCUCUUCUCUUCAGCCAAUACUGGACCUAUCCCGUCGUCAUGACCAUGUCCAUGCACUCAGAGCCCAAGAUGUUUCCAGCCAUUACUCUCUGCAAUCUGGACCCAUACAGGUUUGACCUAGUCAGUGAGAAACUGGCCCAGCUGGACCAAAUGACAGAGGAAGCAAUAGCUAAUUUGUAUGGCCACAAAACGUCAAUCGUUUCCUCCCGUUAUAAAAAGGAUAUCCGCGUGAAGGGAGGAUCUGCCAAUCUGAGCAGCUCCAGCUUUCAACUGAACCGCCACAUUUCACUGGUGAUGCUGAAGGGACCUGAUACUGGGUCCAAGAAGAAGCAUUUCAAAGUGGGCUUUAAAUUGUGCAAUGCCACAGGCGGAAAUUGUUUCUACAAGGCCUACUCGUCUGGGGUAGACACCAUUCAAGAGUGGUACAGGUUUCACUAUAUGAAUAUCAUGUCCCAGCUACCCCUUAUAAUCAACAUUUCUUCUCAUGAAGAGCACAUACAAAACUUGGUCUACUCUUGCCAGUAUGACGGGGAGCCCUGCAGAGAGAGCGACUACAUUCACUUUCACCACCAGGUCUAUGGAAGCUGCUACACUUUCAACAGCGAGGGGACAGACCUCUUCUGGAAAGCAACGAAACCUGGAAUUUCCUAUGGACUCUCCCUGAUUCUGAAAGCGGAUCAGAACGAUCGCCUCCCGCUGUUGUCUACGGUGGCAGGCGUGCAAGUGAUGAUCCACAACCACAAUCAGACGCCGUUCCUCGAGCAUGAGUGGUUCGACAUCAGACCGGGGAUCGUGACUAACAUCGGAAUCAGACAGGACGAGGUGCAUCGCUUGGGUGGGAAUUAUGGAAAAUGCACAGUUGACGGAGAAGAUGUGGAUGUAAAACUCCUGUACAACAGUUCCUACACACUGCAGGCUUGUUUGCAUUCCUGCUUCCAGGACAAAAUGGUUGAAAGGUGCGGCUGUGGAUACUAUUACUACCCACUGCCUCCUGGCGCCGAAUACUGUAACUACAACAAGCAUCCUGGAUGGGGGCACUGCUUCUAUCAGCUGUACAACAGGCUGGCCGAUCACCACCUCAGCUGUUUCGCCAAGUGUCCCAAACCCUGCUGGGAGUCGUGGUACAAGCUGUCUGCAGGGACCGCAAAAUGGCCCUCGACAAAGUCUCAGAUUCUGAGUCGGCAGAAGGGAUAUAAUUCUACCAACAACAGGAGAGAUAUCGCCAAGGUGAAUAUCUUCUACCAGCAAUUGAACUACCGGUCUGUGGAUGAAUCUCCAGUGUACACAGUGAAUUUGCUCUUGUCCAACAUGGGAAGUCAGUGGAGUCUGUGGUUUGGGUCCUCGGUGUUGUCCGUGGUUGAAAUGUUUGAGUUGCUCUUGGAUAUAAUGGUCUUGUCUCUCAUAUUCUGCUAUCGACGGGUCAAGGCAAAGAAGACGCUGAAGAUGGCCCAACCCCUUGCCAUCUCCAGUGUAAGCUUGACCCUAGAGAAUUAUAGAGCCGUGCAUGAGGACCUUGCUGCUGACUCGAAUUCCGCCCGGACUAACCAGAAUGUUGGGACUGUAGCCAAAACCAAGAAUGGCGACCUACCUUUCCACUCAAUUUGUAACAAGACACCGACACCAGAACUGAACCCAGAUGUUGUGCUUAAUGGAUUCCGGCAUAUCAAGGAUCACAGUGUAGAGAUAGACCUAAACAGCUAA
Molecule: messenger RNA, 2001 nt
Organism: Gopherus flavomarginatus (Mexican gopher tortoise)
Lineage: Eukaryota; Metazoa; Chordata; Testudines; Testudinidae
Gene: SCNN1D
Product: sodium channel epithelial 1 subunit delta
Exons: 13
Coding region: 94-2001 (635 amino acids)
Biological process (GO): sodium ion transmembrane transport
Cellular component (GO): membrane
Molecular function (GO): ligand-gated sodium channel activity
Source: RefSeq, a predicted model, not a curated record